Molecule: messenger RNA, 1782 nt
Organism: Stegostoma tigrinum
Lineage: Eukaryota; Metazoa; Chordata; Chondrichthyes; Orectolobiformes; Stegostomatidae
Gene: ccdc25
Product: coiled-coil domain containing 25
Exons: 9
Coding region: 123-749 (208 amino acids)
Source: RefSeq, a predicted model, not a curated record
GUUUUGGUGUAGCUUGCACACAGAGGCGCUUGCAGCGCAGUGAUCACGUGGCCGCGUCGCCGGCUCCUCUUGAAUUCCCGUCACUCCUAGCCUGAACCUGAGCUGGAGCCUGCUGAUAGACAAUGGUUUACUACUUCACCAGUAAUGUGAUUUCUUCUCCAUAUACAAUCUAUAUGGGAAAAGAUAAAUAUGAAAAUGAAGACCUAAUAAAGUAUGGAUGGCCAGAAGAUGUUUGGUUUCACGUCGAUAAAUUGUCUUCAGCUCAUGUGUACCUCCGACUAUACAAGGGGCAGGGAAUUGAUAGCAUCCCCAAGGAAGUACUAAUUGACUGUGCCCAGCUGGUAAAAGCCAAUAGCAUACAAGGAUGCAAAAUGAACAACAUAAAUGUUGUGUACACUCCGUGGUCUAAUCUGAAGAAGACUGGUGAUAUGGAUGUGGGUCAAAUAGGAUUCCAUCGACAAAAAGAGGUGAAGGUAAUUACAGUGGAGAAAAAAAUAAAUGAAAUUUUAAACCGGUUGGAGAAAACUAAAGAUGAGCGAUUCCCAGAUUUGGCAGCAGAAAAGGAAUCCAGGAACAGAGAAGAACAGAAUGAAAGAAAAGCACAGAUUCAAGAGAUGAAGCGAAGAGAAAAAGAGGAGAUGAAGAAGAGAAAAGAAACUGAGGAACUUCGGUGCUAUUCUUCACUCAUGAAGUCUGAAAAUAUGAGCAGCAAUCAGGACUGUGGCUAUGACUCUGAUGAUUUCAUGUAAAGGCCACUGGAUGCUAAGAUUAAAAACUGUUUGAAACCAAGGUGUCGGCCUGCCAAAUAAUGUUUCUCCUCUGAUUAUAUCUUUUCUUCUGUGGACCAGUGCCAUUGAGGUACAAGAUCUCUGUCUUACCCUAAGAACAACUAAGUUGAAAAUGAUACUUUUUCCUCUAACUUUUUCUCCACCUGAUUUGAAAUUCAAGUGUGAAAAUGCAGUUUUGACUUGUGCUUCACUUGGGCACGUGUUUGAGGAUAAUAGCUUAUUGCUAGAAGUAUUGUCGCUGGAAUACUUUUGAAUUCCUAAAAUAUGAAGGGAGUCCGUUAAAGUAAAGUCUCAUUCGAAAAUGUGUAGAUCAUUCUGGGUAUUGUUGAAAAGACUUCAUGGUUUGAUUUAUGCUGCAGUUAGCAUAAAGUUUAAGCAGUGUGAGUUUACCUACAUGAGGCCUUUCAUCUCUUACUUUACUGAACAUGAGUCAGAUAAGCAAUAAAUCUGGGUUUCAUUGUUGUGUGUUGAAAUAGUUUGUCAUUUGUAUAAAACUGUAUAAGAAUGCACGCUGGUGCGUAUAAUUAAAACAAAAUGAAAUAAAAAUGUUGAAAAACUACAGUAUGAAUGAGUCCUGUGGCUGAAAUGUUAGAUUCUGUAAAGCAAAGUUGAACUAAUUGACUGAUAUCUUUCUGCUACUUUGCCCAAAUGAUUUUGUUCAAAAAUUAUAAUUUGUCUAAUUCCUUGUUUAAUUUGAUUGUGGUUAUAACACUGUUUUCAUCUGAAGUCUUUGAAUUUUAUUGCUGAAUGUAUUUUGUUAAGCUUGGAUUUCUGGCUGUAAUACAUUAGAUGUGUUUGGUUGUUUCUUACCCACUCCAAACUAAAUAUGCAACUAAGUUUUUCAUAAUAAUAUCUACAGCAUUAUUAUAUGAGACAGUCUGAUCUUCAUUCUGGUGUAACCAUAUGUUACAACAUUUUAUAAAUUUUGAUUUGUUGAACUUUACAACUGAACACAGGAUGAAAAGAAUAAAUAUAGAAACAAACAUAUUUGCAA